AUGAAUGCAAAAGAAUUGCAAAUGAUUGAUGAGCUACUAGAUAACCCCUAAAGGAUAGAGGCAUGUAUGGAGUCUAAUGAAGUCAUGUAUUUAUGCCUUGAUUGCAGCAUAAAAGACCCUAAAAUUUAUGUUUAUAUUUGCCAAAACUGCUUAGAGAGCUAGACUCAUAAGAAGCACAAAAUAAUAUAAACUGACAAUGGAGACUUAAGUGAAAGAUGUAGCUGUGGAGAUUCAGAAAUGCUCGGGGUAGUUAUAGAAUGCGAAAAUCAUAAUAAAAAUACUCAUACUAUUAGAUAAAAAGUUGAUAAAAAAGUUUCACCCUAAAUAUUAAGCUCAUUUGAGCAGUAUGCAAUGGCAAAUUUUACAAGAAUAUUCAAAACUUUAGAGGCAAAUUUUGGAAAUAGCAAUUAAAAUAGCAGCGAUGCUGUCGAUCCUUUUUAUGAGUAGUUUUUGGAUAUAUCUAUUAAAUAGCCAUAAUUAUGUGCAUCUAUUUUAAUGAAAUCAUUAAACAACUUUUACACUCGCCAUAAUUGUUAAUCACCUACUAUAGAUAUUGAUUCAGCAAGAUACCAAAGGUUGUGCUCUUGCUCAAUAAUAGAGAACCUUUUUAGGUAGUCAGAAAAAACAAGUUGGUAUUUAAAAAGAAUAUUAUUAAAUUGCGUGAGACAUCGUCCAUUUGUUUUCUAAUUAACUAAAAUAUAUUCGAAAAUGCUUCUUCCUUUAUUUGAGACAGAAAAUAACUAGCUACUUGAUCUUAUGAAGGAAUUCAACCCUCCUUAAGUUUUUUAAGUAUUUAUUUCUUAAGUAGCAUUAGUAAAAAAUAUAAUGAGUCUUUUAGAAAGUAUUUUGCAAAAUCUUGAAACAGUAAACUAUGAGUCAUACCUCAAAAAAUUUGAAACAUUAAAUAACUUGAUGAAAUUCAUUUUUAAAAGAGAAAUGCAAGUAGAUGAAAGUAUGAUGAAGUAAUUUUGUAAUAUAAUAUCAAAGGUAUGUGUUAAGAGAAAAGAAAUAAAAGAUUAUUUUCACGAAGAAAUUUUGAUAGUAAUGGAGGAAAUGAAUUUUGAUUUUUUGAGACUUUUGCUAAACUCUUUGCAUAGGUAGGCAGAUUGGAAAUAAAUAUCAGCUAAUUUAAUCUAUGAGUACAUUGUGAAGUGUGAAUGUGAAGUAGAUUAUGAAUUUUCGGAAGAAAGAAAGAAAAACCCAUGGUUUUAAGGUAGUGUUGGCAUAUUGGGCAUUCUACUUUGCUCAACUUUUGUUGAAAUCUAUGAAGAAGUUGUUGGAGAAGAAAUAAACUAAUCUAACCAAUAGUUCAAGAAGCAUAAUAACUAAAAAAAUAAUAGUGGAAUAUUUAUUACUAAGAAUAGUGAAGGAAGAAUAAUAGGUAAUAUUGAAAAAGCAAAAGAGGCGAUGAGGAAGUAUACUCUGACCAUUUCUAAACAUACCUAAAAUGGGUUAGAAAAGCUAUUUAAAAGUAUUUGUAGAGAAAUAAUGAGAGAUCUAUUUUUUAUUUUCACUUAGGAAAGAGCAUUAAGAAAUAAUCCUAGAGCUUAAUACAAUGAGGAGUCUAAUGAAUACCAAAUGAAGACAGUUCUUCAUUGUUACAAAAAUAGAUUAUACUACAGAGAACUCUCUAACUUAUAAAUUUUUGGCAUGCUUAUUUCUCCUGAGAUGUUUAUGUAAGCUGCCUUUGAAGCUAUGAAGUGGAAACCUCAAAGAUUUGAUAGGACGUUUUAUAAAUACCAAAAACAACACUAUCCCCAAUAAUUUGAAUAAUCUCCAGCAUUAAGUUAGUCUCCUUAAAAAAGUUCUAUUUGCACUUCAUAAGUAUCUAAUUGUCAUAAUUCUCUUGGUUAUAAAAUUUAAAGCCUCAACAGCAGCAAUAAUAAUUUACAAAAUUCAACUCAUAAAAGGGCAGUCUCCUAUUAAUAAGCUCGCAAUUUUUCAUCAUUUUCUUGUAGUCCUUCUAAUAAUAGUAAUUAAGAUAAAGAUAGUAUUUAAAGAAAUAAUAGGAGAGCAACAAAUAUUUCCGAAGCUGGUAUUUUGAAGGAGCAUUUCCACAAAGAAGGAAUAGAGGAUUUGUUAUAUGAUUUUUACGAUGAUGGUAUUGAUGAAGAUGAUGAAGAUUUAUUUGAUUUAGAAGAAAAAAAAGGGACAUUUGAUGAAUCUAUAUUGCUGAAGUAUGAAUUUGUGUCAGAAAUUUUGAUUCUUUGUAAUGUAGAUGUGCUUAAUUUUAUAAAUAAUAUUUAACCUUGCUUUAAAGAGGAUAAGAUAAUACUCAAUGAAAUCAGAAGAAAUAUUUGUAUAAAUGCUUUUAACUUUUAGAGUCAAAUUUCUAUGGUCAACUUAACAAUAAAAUUAGAAAGCAUGAAACUUUUUGACACAUCAUCUUUGAAAAAAAUAAUUUUUAACUUCUCAGAACUCGGAAAUAAUAAAUUACUAAAACUUAAAAGUUAAUUCUGUGACAAAUAUGAACCAGUUAUGUGGAGACCUUACAGCUGGUUGGAUGCAGAAUUUAUAGAGAAGCUAAAAGAAAAAAAAUUAGAAUGCAUUUUAGGAAAUAUGAGUCCUUUAUUAGAAAAACACAUAUUCUUUUCUGAUCUUCCUGCUUCUCCAACAUUUUUAAAAUUUAUUAGAAACUCUUUUCAUUUUCUUUAUAAAAACCCAGCUAUUCUAUCCAAUAUAUUAAAAAUCACUUAUGAUUUGCUAAUUCUCAAUAAUAUUAAAUAAAACUCAGAGUAAACAAAUAUAUAAGAAAAGGAAAUACCCAAAUAAAAAUUAGAAAAGCAAAAAGUCAUCAUGGAUGAAAAUUUUUCUUUAAAUGGUUUUGAUUCUGGAAAUAAGAAGGAAAAAACUUUAGAAUUUAGAUUAAGUAAAGAGAAAUUUUUUCAAUUGAGAUUAGACAGUUAAUAAAUUUAAGCUAUAAAAUAAUUUUAUUCUUAGCCUGCAUAGCUUACAGGACUGCAAAGUAAUUAAACAAGCCCUGCAAGAGCUGCAGGAAUAUCUGAUCAUGAAGGAUUACUAUAAAGUUUUAAUAUCUUUUUUGAUCUGAUAAAUAAGUACGAUUUUAUUUAUUGCAGCCCCAAGAAUUCAUCAAAUAAUAUUGAAAGUAUUUCAACAGAAAUAUAAUUAAAUUCUGUAAAUAAUAAUGCCUCUACCAAAGGAGGAAGCAUAGAUUCAAGUAAUAAUUUGUAAACAUAAAUAUCGGACUAACAGCGCAAGUAACUACUCUUAGCAAAAUAAAAAGAAAUUAUGGAGUAAUUUCAAAACAAACAAAAAAAAUUCCAAGAUCAAAAUGAGUAGAUUUUAGACAAAUCUUUUAAUACUGUUAUAAGCUCAAAUAAUAACAACAAUAAUAAUAACAGUGGUAAUAAAAGUUUAAGCAUUUACAGCUAAGCUAAUAAUCAUAUAUAAUAUUCUCCUUAUUAAGACUCUCUGCUAGAGCAGCAAGAAUGUGUUAUAUGCAAAACAGAUAUUGGUAUCACUGUAAUACAUGCUUAUGUUAUCUAAGAUAAUCUUAAUUCUUACUUUUAAAUUACUGAAAAGAACUUGAUACCUUCUUCUCUUUCUUCAAGGUUUGCUAUUACUAGCUGCUAACAUAUUACUCAUUAAAGAUGUCAUGAAAUGGGUAUUGAAAACAUUUAAAUUAGCAAAAGGGCUUUAAGUAAAGAAGACAAAGAGGCUUAGCUUGAAACCUUUUGCACAAUUUGUAAAUCUCUAUCAAAUAUUUCAGUAGUUGUCUUAGAUUGUUAUUUCAAAAAAAUUACAUAUGGAUCAAUAUACCAUCAACUUUUUUCAUAAUCAUAAAAUCCUACUAACAAAAGGUAUUUACAUUAAACAGUAAACCCUAUCACUUCCUUUAAUCAUAAUACUAAUCAUAUAGCAAUGCCCAAUUCCUAAUAAAUCUAUUAGAAAAGUUCAUCUUAAUCUAAUUCAACCUAAUUUACUUAAGCGAGCAUUCAAAAAUAAAAUAAUCAAUUUAAUUAAAAUUAAGCUUGUAAGAGCGAUUUUAAAGAUAGCACUAAAAAGAUACUUGAUAGCCUUGUUCAUCAAGAGAUAAUUGCAUUAGAUAAAUAAAUUAUAAAUAAUAUUUAUUCGGCUCUAGAAGAAUUUUUAUCUCUUUUAGCAAUUAUAAGCAACAAUGAAGAUAAUAUUUAAGAAUUUCAUAUUUAUAGCGUUGGCGAUUGUCUUUUACAGUCCUUAUUAGAAAAAAUCUUAUUAACUCAAAAUAUGGAAAAUUACUUUGAGAAAGACUUCAAACUUUUAGAAAAUCUGUUCCUAAAUUUAAAAGUGAUAUUUAAAGGUUAAGAGUGUGAAUAAAAAAGAUUAAAAUAAGAUUAUUUAAAUUUAACUAUACAAAAAAUAUUAGAAACUGAUAUUUUUGAAUAUGCUUCAGAUUAACUUUCAAUAAAUAACAGCAAACCACAUGAAAGUGUUUCUUUUUGCAUGAUGUAUAUAUCAAUUAUAUUCAGGAUAGCUUUGGUCUAUGGUGAAGAAUAAUCAGUUUAGUAUACAAGAGAUUAUCUCUAAAAUAUUUUUCUAAUUUUUACUUUAAAAGAGAUAAUGAAUAGUUAAAAAUCAUCUUGUGAUUUUAGUUUAUUGCAAUAAAAAUAAUAAUCAUUCUAUAGUGAUCAGUAAAUUAACCUUCUUAUUAAAGAUAUUAAAUCAAUUUGGCUUAACGAAGAAAAUAUUGAAAGUAGAGAAAAUAUUUAAAUAUCAUGUAUCCCAUUUUUAAGAAUGGGUUCUAUUUUUUUAUAGUUAGUUUGUGAUAUUAGCAAUAACUCUAAUACAUCAUUUUAAUAUCCUAAAAAUAACCUUGAUCCUAUUAGCGAACUCGAGAAAUACGAAAAAGCAUUUGGAAAAUAUUUCAUUAACCUUGACUUAGAAUUUGCAGAAUAUACACUAAAAGAAAGUAGUGAAUACUCACCUUUGAAAUUUCUUAAAAAUUUAUAUGAAUAUAGUGAAAACCACUAAAGGCAAAUAAAUAAUUUCUAUGAAUUUGACAAAAAGAUUUUUAAAUUAUCCUAAAUUGAUCAAAAUUUUGAAACUUUUUAUAAGUAACAAUUUUGGAAGAAAUGCUAAAUAGAUUUCAACUUCCCUUAAAUUGAGAAGUCUCCUUUGAUAAUGUGCUUAAUUUGUGGAUUAUAAAUGGCAGAUAACUGUCAAAGAGGAAAUAAGAUAGUAUAAAAUGAUGUAAACCAUGCUCAUAUAGCUCAUAAAGGAUACUGCGUUUACAUUCAGCUAUAAGAUGGACUUUUAAUUUAUGUUGAAAAAGAUUCAGUUUAGACAUCUUAAAGUUUGUAUUAUGAUAAAUUAGGAAGAAUGGCCAACUGCUUGAACUACCCUGAAUGGGAUGAAUUUUAGUUAGAUAAGGGUAAAUUCUAAGAAGUUGAAGAAUUAGUAAUCAAUAGAAAACUAGCAAAUUAUGUUAGAUAUAUCUUAAUGUAAACAGAAGAUGACUAUGCAUAUUUUGAUGAAGAUUAUCCACUUUGA
This is a messenger RNA of Tetrahymena thermophila SB210, 5490 nucleotides long. Its product is annotated as zinc finger in N-recognin. The record is from RefSeq and is a predicted model, not a curated record. Gene Ontology annotation, cellular component: cytoplasm; ubiquitin ligase complex. Lineage: Eukaryota; Ciliophora; Oligohymenophorea; Hymenostomatida; Tetrahymenidae. Gene Ontology annotation, biological process: protein ubiquitination; ubiquitin-dependent protein catabolic process via the N-end rule pathway. The transcript has 4 exons. Gene Ontology annotation, molecular function: zinc ion binding; ubiquitin protein ligase activity.